AUGACUCUUCCACCCCUCCCCCUCCCCGCAGGCAUAACAAGCCGCAACAUCCAAACCAACGAUCUAAACAUCCACAUUUUAGAAGCCGGCCAAACCCCGAAAAACGACAAGCCAUUAAUCCUCCUCCUCCACGGCUUCCCAGAAAUAGCCUACUCAUGGCGUCGCGUCCUCCCCAAACUAGCAGCUGCAGGCUUCCACGCCGUAGCCCCAGACCAACGCGGCUUUGGCCGCACCACAGGCUGGGACACGCGCAGUUACGAGGACGUCGACCUGGCGACUUUCUCGUUAUCUAGCCUGGUGCGGGAUAUUGUGCUCCUCGUACACGCGCUAGGCUACCGCUCCGUGCGAUGCGUCGCAGGUCACGACUGUGGUGCUGUAUCGGCAGCCAUGUGCGCCAUAAUGCGACCAGAUUUCUUCCAGAGCGUGGCGCUUAUGAGCCAUCCGUUCAACGGAGCCCCAGAUUUACCGUUUAAUACGGCGAAUGCGGAUGCCGCGGCAGGUGGGUCUGAUACGGGUGCGGGCGGUGCUGAGGGGUCUGCUACUGCGGUGGGGAUCCAUGAGGCACUUGCAGAGCUGGACCGGAAGCAUUAUAAGUGGUAUUACUCAACUAAGGAGGCUGGGCCUGAAAUGUCGGAUCUGGGAACUGAGGAAAUGCAUCGCUUCUUGCGGGGAUACUUUCAUCUAAAGAGCGGUUCGUGGUCGGGCAAUCGCCCACAUCCGCUCGGGAAAUGGUCUGCAGACGACCUGGUUCAGCUACCCGGGUACUAUAUCAUGCCGUUGAAUGAUACUAUGCCUGCGACAGUGGCGCGCGAUAUGGAGCACGAGUUGUCCGGCGGUCUAGCCUCGCAUUCGUGGCUACCGGAUGAGGAGCUUGCUGUUUAUGCGGGUGAGUAUGGUCGCACAGGAUAUCAAGGUGGGCUAAAUUGGUAUCGUGUUCGUACUGCUGCUGGGGGCCGGUAUACGAAGGACUUUGAUAUCUUUGCUGGGAAGAAGCUCGAGCCGCCUUGUGCUUUUGUUUCAGGAAAGUUGGACUGGGGUAACUAUCAGGAGCCUGGUGCCAUCGAGAAAAUGAAAAACGGGGUUUCGUGCGCUGACCUGCGUAUAUUUCGGUUGGUGGAUGGGGUUGGGCAUUGGACACCUCAGGAAAGUCCGGAGGAGGUGGCGCGCGCGAUCUUGGAUUUGAUCGGAGGUCUGCGGGAUUAG
Molecule: messenger RNA, 1203 nt
Organism: Penicillium griseofulvum
Lineage: Eukaryota; Fungi; Ascomycota; Eurotiomycetes; Eurotiales; Aspergillaceae
Product: alpha/beta fold hydrolase
Exons: 1
Coding region: 1-1203 (400 amino acids)
Molecular function (GO): hydrolase activity
Source: RefSeq, a predicted model, not a curated record